AUGAACAGGUCGUUUGUACGUCAGCUUUCCCAUUCGAGCAUACUAUGCAGACCAGGGUACUCCACAGUAAACCCAGUACAUCAUUUGGUCAAGGUUGAGAAAUCGAAAUUGAAACCUGGUUUGCAAAACUUGUUGUUGCCAGCAGAUGAUAUCAGAUCGGUAAAAUUUAAACCUACGGAAAUAUGCCAGGAUAGAGUUGCUGACUACUACAACAAUACAUUGCAAUCAGACUUGCUUUUACACUUCUACGAUCACGAUGCAGAGGUCAUUGAAGGGAACAAGAGAAGAUCGUGGGGAACCGACUCUCCAUACAAGGUCUACCGUUCAUCAAGAAAUCCUCGUGGUGGUACUAGAUCUACUAAAAACAAAUAUCCCAUAACCAGCAAGAAUGUUCCUGAGAUCAAAAGCGUGGUUGUGCAUUCAUAUAACAAACAUGCAUUAGAGCAUCCGUGGUUAAACAUCUCCACCAGACUUCAGUUGUCAGUCAUUACCAAUGUCAAGGCAAAAAGAAUCUUUAAUAAAUCAAACAUUUUACCAUGGAAAGUAAGAGUGGGUAGGCCCUGUGGUGGUAAAGUCGAACUUUUCGAUAGAGAUAUGAAUCAAUUUAUUAGUACAUUGACUGAAUUGGUGUUACCAAGAAUUAGAGCUUUCAAAGGUAUAAGAUUCAGUUCAGGUGACAAGAAUGGAAACGUCAGUUUCGGUCUCACUGCCGAAGAUGUUCAGUUGUUUCCCGAGUUGGAAAAUUUCCAAGAAUUAUUUCCCAAUUUAAAUGGUAUUGAUAUCACGUUUAAAACAACUGCACAAGAUGAUUCACAAGCAAAGACGCUAUUGAGCGCCUAUGGGUUUCCUUUCUCUAAGGAGUAA
This is a messenger RNA of Lodderomyces parapsilosis, 864 nucleotides long. RefSeq names its product mitochondrial 54S ribosomal protein uL5m. NCBI's taxonomy places the organism in Eukaryota, Fungi, Ascomycota, Pichiomycetes, Serinales, Debaryomycetaceae. The record is from RefSeq and is a predicted model, not a curated record. The transcript has a single exon. Bases 1 to 864 code for a protein of 287 amino acids. Gene Ontology annotation, molecular function: structural constituent of ribosome; RNA binding. Gene Ontology annotation, cellular component: cytosolic large ribosomal subunit; ribosome. Gene Ontology annotation, biological process: translation.